Messenger RNA from Quercus robur (English oak), 1290 nucleotides. RefSeq names its product F-box/kelch-repeat protein At1g57790-like. The transcript has a single exon. The record is from RefSeq and is a predicted model, not a curated record. NCBI's taxonomy places the organism in Eukaryota, Viridiplantae, Streptophyta, Magnoliopsida, Fagales, Fagaceae. The coding region runs from base 1 to 1290 and encodes 429 amino acids.
AUGAUAGAAAAUAUUGUUCAAUCUUUCAAGCAAGAGGAAGAGAAAGAGAAAGAGAAGGAAGAAGAGCUUGAUGGAUUAUGGUCUAAGCUUCCAUUUCAUCUUCUUAGUCUAAAUGAAGUAGAGCUUGAUGGAUCAUGUUCUGAGUUUUCAUUAGAUCUUCUUUGUGAGAAAAAGAAGGAAGAAUUGCUAGACAGAUCAUGGUCUGAGCUUCCAUUUCAUCUUCUUUGUCAAUUUUCAGCACGCCUCAUUCUCAGAGACUUGAGUACUUUUCGUGCCAUUUGCAAAUCAUGGCGAUUAAGUAGUCCUAUGAGUCCACUUCGACCAUUAUUGGAUCCCCCAUAUUUUCAUUAUCCAUGUUUAAUGCAAUUGGAUAUUCACAAAUGCACAUUCUUUCAUCCAAUGCAUGAUAAUGGCAGUUAUCAAAUGGAUAUUCCAGAGUUACAAGAUGCAUCUAUCCGAUAUUCAAAGUACGGUUGGCUUCUUUUGUCUAAAAAGGAUGGAAGUGUCUUUUUCUUCCAUCCCUUUGAUGGGAUUAAAAUAGAACUCCCAAGUUAUCCUUGCAAGGAAGAAUUUAAAUCAAUGAGUUUUUCUUCUCCCCCAACUUCUAUUAACUGUUUUGUUAUUGCAAUCAUAUCUAAUGGAUCCAAAUUCGGCAUCAUUAGGCGUGGUGAAGUGGCUUGGACUUUGUGCGAAUUUACAGAGCGUUUUCAGCCUCUUGGUAAUGGGAAUCCCCUACUAUAUAAAGACCGUUGCUAUUGGUUGGGUCUACGAGAGGCCGGUCUCCCAGCUGAAGUGGGAGUAUUUGAUCCGCAUGAAUACUUGACUCACCCUAAUCAGUACAAAUGUCGAUGGAAAUAUCUUUCCUAUUUUACUCCUCCGGAAUACUUAGAUUAUUCAUGCAAUAGUUAUUUGUUGGAAAGUGAUGGUAAGCUUUUUGCAGUAUUUGAGCUUAAUGAUAUUGAGCCAAGUAUUCAAAUUUACUCAUUGAAUCUCUCCUCAAUUGGGACAAGGAUGAAAUGGCAUAAAGUGACAAAUAUUGGAAAUAAAAUGCUAUAUGUUAGUUCCUAUAGUUCUUUUUCAGAAUUGGCUGUGGCAGAAGGUAUGAGUAAUAAGAUUUACUUGCCAAAUGUUCUAGACAACAAUAACAUAUUCUACUCUCUCCAAACUAAGAAGUACCACUCCUGUUUUAGUGAUUAUUCAAGUAAGAGUAUAUCUCUCGGAAGAGAACUAACCGGAUGCACUUGGAUUAAACCCAAUUACAUAGAUUUGGAUAAAGGGUUUAAAUGGUGA